UGCAGACCCAGGGAGGGCCAUGAAGGUGCUGCUCCUCACUGGGCUGGGAGCCCUAUUCUUCGCCUAUUAUUGGGCUGACAACUUUGACCCAGCUAGCCUCCAGGGAGCUCGUGUGCUGCUGACAGGGGCCAGUGCAGGUGUUGGGGAGGAGCUGGCAUAUCACUAUGCCCGUCUGGGCUCCCACCUGGUGCUCACUGCCCACACCGAGGCGCUCCUGCAGAAGGCGGGCUGGACUACCUCGUGCUGAACCACCUCGGUGCUGCCCCGGCAGGCACGCGGGCCCGCAGUGCGCAAGGGACGAGCUGGCUCCUGCAGGUGAACUUCCUGAGUUACGUGCAACUAACUUCGUUCGCGCUGCCCAGUCUGACAGACAGCAAGGGCUCCCUGGUGGUGGUGUCCUCGCUGCUCGGCCACGUGCCCAAGUCCUUCUCCAGCCCCUAUUCGGCGGCCAAGUUUGCACUGGACAGUUUCUUUGGCUCCCUGCAGCGGGAACUGGAUGUGCAGGAUGUGAAUGUGGCCAUCACCAUGUGUGUCCUGGGCCUCCAGGAUCGUGCCUCAACUGUGGAGGGAGUCAGGGGUGUCGCAAGGACCAAGGCGGCUGUGGGGCCCAAGGCAGCCCUCGCUGUGAUUCGCGGAGGUGCCACUCGCGCCUCCCGCGUCUUCUACCCCUGGCGCUUCCACAUGCUCUGCCUUCUUCGGGCCUGGCUGCCUCGCCCAAGGGCCUGGUUCAUCCGCCAGGAGCUCAAUGUCACUGCCUGAGCUCCUGGGGUGGAGCCCCUUCAUCUUCUCAGAGGGGAACUUCAUCCAGCUGUCCUGAAGGCCAGACAAAAACAGACACCUCUGAGAGGGUGGCCAAGGCCCAAGAUAGCGUCAUCAACACAGGAAAGGAAAACCAAGAGAAACUACUAGCACCUGGAAACAAUGCAAUCUCUGGGUGUGAGAGCAGCUACUGUGUGCCAGUUCCUUGUCAGGGACUUGGAAGGCAUUAUCUCAGUCUUCUUGGUCAUCAUUGUUGAUGUGGUUGCUACUUCCAUUUCACAAAUGGGGAAACUAAGGCUCAGAGAGAUGUAAUGUGGCAAGUCAGCCCUAGGGCCCUGGCCACAUCAAACAGGUGGUGUGACCUGUUUGAUGAGACACCCUUGGAACCUUUUCUGUCUCUCACCUGGAUCCACCUGGUUUGUUCUUUCUACUCACUCAAUCUCAAAGCAUCCCCCAACCCUUGCCCUAAGCAAGGGAGAGCCACAAAGCUAUCUACCCAAUGGUAGGGUCCGAGGAGGGGGAGGAGGGAAUGAACGUGUUCUGCCCUGUACCCAGCCUUCCUUUUCAUAAUAAAAAUCCUUUUUCCCUUGCACAUCUGUUCAAGUUUCUUGGUCCUUCCAUUUUGCUCGUAGCAGGCAGGGAAGAGAGGAUGUAUGUACUAAGAGCUCUCAACCCCAUUUUACAGGUGGAGAAACAGGCUGGGAGAGAGGUGGACUCACCCAGGAAGUCUGGGGCAGAAGAAAGGGUACCGAUUGUGUACCAAAGGCGUUAUUUACCACACAAAGUACAUGCCUUGUGCACCAAUAAUGAUAAUGUGCAUCAGGCCCUACACACUUGACUUUAGGAUUGAAAGAUAAAAACCAGAAAAAAAAUUUUUUUUGUUCUCAUCAUGCCUCUCAUCUCUGCACCACCUAAAAUUAAAUAGAAUGACAUCAAUUGCCACCAGCGGGCACUAUACCACAUCGUCUUCCUCGGCCCUAACGUGGAGCUUAGCCUCAUAUAAAAUACCUCCAUUUAUGGAAGUUUUAUUUUGUGUCAGGUACCAUACAUAAUAUCUUGUUCAAGCAGUUUG
This is a messenger RNA of Miniopterus natalensis, 1831 nucleotides long. The record is from RefSeq and is a predicted model, not a curated record. Lineage: Eukaryota; Metazoa; Chordata; Mammalia; Chiroptera; Miniopteridae.